AUGCUCCUCCGCGCGGCUGCACGACCCCCGCCCAUAGCCCGUCUCGGCCGCCCCCCGUCUCUCCUGCGCACACGACCCUUCUCCUCCUCUGCCCUCACGCCUCCGCCCCCACGCCCGCGCUUCGUGCGCGUCCGCACCUUCGUCCGCUGGUCCGGCUACCUCGCAGGCUCCACCGUCGUCGGCGUCGCCAUCCUCACCUCCGCCAUCUUCCUCCACGAUGCCUUUACCUACAACACCCAGCACAUCGACGGCGUCCCCGUCUCGCCCCUCGCCCUCCACCCCGAGCGCGGCGGCCCCAAGAACCUCCCCGUCCUCCGUAGACUCCUCAGCGACUAUCAGGACGAAGAGAAUGAGGGCCUCGUCGACAAACCCCACCUUGUCAUCGUCGGUGGUGGUUGGGGUGCCGUCGCCAUCCUAAAUACCCUCCGCCCCUCUGACUAUCACGUCACCCUUGUCUCCCCCGACACGUACACCACAUUCACCCCGCUUCUCCCAUCCGCCGCCGUCGGCACCGUCCAGGUACGUUCCCUUGUCGAGCCGCUCCGCAAGCUUCUCGCACGUCUCCGCGGCCACCUCCUCAACGCCAGCGCCGUCGACCUCGUCAUGUCCGAGCGCCUCCUCGAGGUCGAGACCGUGCGCUCCGACGGCACCAAGGAGCGCAUAUACGUCCCGUACGACAAGCUGGUCAUAGCCGUCGGCUCGACGAGCAGUACACACGGCGUCCCCGGCCUCGAGCACUGCUUCCAGCUCAAGACGGUGCGCGACGCGCGGAAGAUUCGACAACGGAUACUGGACAACUUCGAGGCGGCGUCGCUCCCCACGACAACACCGGAAGAGCGUCGGCGGCUGCUCAGCUUUGUCGUGUGCGGCGGCGGUCCGACGGGUGUCGAGGCCGCGGCGGAGAUAUACGACCUGUGCCAGGAGGAUAUCAUCAACUACUACCCGAAGCUGUGCCGUGAGGAGGUCUCGAUACACGUCAUUCAAAGCCGGGAGCACAUCCUCAACACGUACUCGGAGGCCAUUUCGCGCUAUGCAGAGAACAAGUUCCUGCACGAUGACAUCGGGUUGAUCACGUCCGCGCGCGUCGCGGCGGUGCACGCGGACCACGUCGAGUACACGACGCGCGGGCCGGACGGCCAGGCGGUGCGGCACGAGAUCCCGACGAACUUUGUGCUGUGGAGCACGGGCAUCGCGAUGAACCCGUUCACGGAGCGCGUGUCCAACUUGCUGCCGAACCAGGUGCAUAAGAAGGCGAUCGAGGUCGACGCACACCUGCGCGUAAAGGGCGCGCCGGUGGGCGAGGUGUACGCGAUUGGCGACGCCAGCACGAUUGAGACGUCGGUCGUGAGCUACCUGUUGGAACUCGUCGACGAGGCGGACAAGAACAAGGACGGCAAGAUCGACUACGACGAAUGGCGCGUUAUGGUUAACCGUAUCAAGGCGCGCAUCCCGAUGGCGGAGUCGCAGCUCCAGAAGGUCCGGGAGCUGUUCGACCUGUACGACGAGGACUCGGACAACACCAUCACGCUGAACGAGCUCGCGGUGCUCCUGCAGGAGAUCGGGAACAAGAUCACGGCGCUGCCCGCGACGGCGCAGGUGGCGUCGCAGCAGGGCAAGUACCUCGGGCGGAAACUCACGAAGCUCGCGAAGCAGCGCGACGUGCUCAUCCAGAACGGACUCGCGUUCGGGCCCGGCGCGGACGAGGCGGUCUCGGGGGCCUUCAAGUACCUCCACCUCGGCUCGCUCGCGUACAUCGGCAAUGCGGCGGUGUUCGACCUCGGCAAGACGAGCUUCAUGGGCGGGCUGGCGGCGAUGUACGCGUGGCGCAGCGUGUAUUGGAGCGAGCAGGUGAGCUCGCGCACGCGUGCGCUGCUCAUGAUCGACUGGAUCGUCCGCGGUGUCUGGGGCAGAGACCUCUCACGGCUGUAG
Messenger RNA from Postia placenta MAD-698-R-SB12, 1929 nucleotides. RefSeq lists its product as hypothetical. NCBI's taxonomy places the organism in Eukaryota, Fungi, Basidiomycota, Agaricomycetes, Polyporales, Adustoporiaceae. The coding region runs from base 1 to 1929 and encodes 642 amino acids. The record is from RefSeq and is a predicted model, not a curated record. Gene Ontology annotation, molecular function: calcium ion binding; NADH dehydrogenase activity. The transcript is spliced from 16 exons.